Messenger RNA from Rhodotorula graminis WP1, 3101 nucleotides. RefSeq lists its product as uncharacterized. Bases 1 to 3066 code for a protein of 1021 amino acids. Gene Ontology annotation, biological process: negative regulation of transcription by RNA polymerase II; positive regulation of transcription by RNA polymerase II. The transcript is spliced from 4 exons. Lineage: Eukaryota; Fungi; Basidiomycota; Microbotryomycetes; Sporidiobolales; Sporidiobolaceae. The record is from RefSeq and is a predicted model, not a curated record. Gene Ontology annotation, molecular function: zinc ion binding; RNA polymerase II cis-regulatory region sequence-specific DNA binding; DNA-binding transcription factor activity, RNA polymerase II-specific.
AUGGAGCCCGAGCCUGCAGCUCAACCGCCACCGCUGGCGACAGAGCCUCCAGUCGCCCAGCCGCAGCAGCCUGCGCCGGCGGCCCCGGUCCACACGUCGGGCAGCAGCGCCUUGCUGCCGUCCAUCCCCGAGGGCGAAGCUGCCGAUCCUCCUCCUCCUCCUCCGCCAGCAGCGGCCAGCGAGCCAGCCACGUCGACACCGACACCGUCCUCGCUCCCUCCCCCUCCUCCUUCCACCACCGCCAACGCCGCCGCCGCACCCGCAACCGCAACCGCGCCUUCGCCCGCCGCCCUCGCCUCGGACGGCGCGCCCAAGAAGAUGGACGACAGCGAGGCCAACGCCGCCGCCGCCACCCUCGCCGGCGUCGCAGCCUCGGCCGCCGCCGCCGCAGCCUCGUCGUCGGCGGCCCUCCCGGCGACGGCCGCUCCAGCUCCAGCUCCGCCGACUGCCGAGCGUCCGCCUGGCAGCUUCGACCCGGCUGCGCCCAACGCCAUCAACGGCCUCCCGAACCCCCUCCCGGCCAACUACGAUAAGACCCAGCCAAUCUGCGCCAACUGCGCCACCCAGACGACCCCGCUCUGGCGCCGCUCGCACGACAGCACCCACAUCCUGUGCAACGCCUGCGCCCUCUUCUUCAAGAUGAAAGGUCGCCCUCGCCCCAUCUCGCUCAAGACGGACGUCAUCAAGUCGCGCAACCGGAGCAAGGGCAAGAGCACGAGCAAGGACCGUGCGGGCAAGGGCGCGGCGGCGGCGGCGAGGACGGCGUCCAAGGACCGCAGCGAGAGCAUGACGCGCUCGGGCGACGGGCGCAAGAGCGCACCGGGCGGGUCGGGCGCGAGCGAGGACCACGACAUGUCGGACGGGCGGUCCAAGCCGUUCGGCGAGGGCGCCGUCUCGGACGACGGGCGCAAGGCGCGCAAGCUCGUGCCGCCGCCAGGCGCCAUGCCCUAUGGCAUGCCGUACCCGGGCUUCCCGUACGGCUACGGCUACCCGCACCCGGCGCACCCGCACGCCCACCAGCCGUACCCGCCGCCGCGCAGCCGGUCGGGCUCGCGCGACCCGACCCGCCGCGGCGUCUCGCUCGACUCGCGCCAGCGCACGUCGGGUUCGGUGACGCCGACCGAGGGCGCCGCCGGUGCGCCGGGCGUGCCGCCCAUGCCGCCGUUCCCGUACCCGGGCUUCCACCCGGGCGCGCCGCCGCCCGAGGGCUACCCUCCCUACCCGGGCUUCUACCCGUACGGCGUCCCACCCGCCGGCUACAACCCGGGCCAGGCGCCUCCCUACCCGUACCCUCCCCCACCGCACUUUCCUCCUCACGCCGCCGCCGCCGCCCUCGCCCACGCCGCACAGGCCGCGCUCCACCCUCCCUCGUCGAUCACGCACGCCCAGUCCGACUCGCGCUCUCGUUCGCCCGCUCCAGGCGCCGACAGCAGCGCGUCUCGCCCCGGCUCGACACGUGGCUCGGCGAGCCCGCCGCAUCCGGGCGCCGCCCUCGGCGCCGCUCCCCUCCCUGCUCCUCCGCCGCCGCACUCGUGGUACCCGCACCCGAACCCGAACUACCACCUGCACCAGCCGCACACGCACUCGCCCCUUGCCGGCCGUCCCGGCUUCGCGCCCGUUCCGCUCCCGCCCAACCGUGCGACGAGCGGCUCGCCGGCCAACGGCCUCGCGCUCGGCGCCGGCGCCGUUCCAGGGCGCGGCAUGUACGGCUCGAGCAUCGACGAGCAGGCCAAGGCGGCCGCCAACGCGCUCCUCGCGCCGAUGAUGGGCGCGAGCUCGGCCCAGCACGGCACCGGCACCGGCGGCGACGACGCCAAGGUCCAGCUCCCGUCGCUCACCAGCGGCAGCACGUCGCAGCCGCUGUUUGGCCUGCCGCCUCCCGCCGGCCUGCGCCACCACGCCGGCCUCUUUGCGCCCGCCGCACCGCAUCCUGCGCUCGAGCCUCCUGUCGCCCUCGCCGCCACCGCCGCCGCCACCGCCACGGCGACCGCCUCGACGUCGACCGCCACCGCCGCUCGUGACCGCGAGCGCGGCGCGUCCGUCUCGUCCGACUCGCCGUCAGUCGCCGGCUCGAGCGAGGGCGGCGUGCGCUCGCCCGAGACGGGCAGCCGUGCACUCGCGCCGUCGUGGCGCUCGCUCGGGCUCGGCUCGGGCGCGCAGCCGGGCGGUGGGACGCCUCCCGGCGCAGACGAGCGGCGCGGCCGGCCCGAGAAGCGGUUCGACGAGUACGGCGCGAGCGCGGCGGGCAAGGGCAAGGGGCGGGGCGAUGCCGCCAUGGACGACCUCAACGAGGUCGACGAGCUGCAGGACGACGAUGCGGCGUCGGCUGCAGCCGGGAGCGGGAGCGGGAGCGGCGGGAGCACGAGCCGAGCGAGGCUGCACGGCGUCGAGACGGGCAUCCACGAGCUGCGCGUCUCGCAGUCGGGCAGCGGCGCGCCCGGUCCCGGUGCAGCAACGUCGAGCUCGGCGUCGCAGCCCAUCUCGGGCUACCUGUACCCUCGCGCGACGGCGAGCCCGGGCGGGUCGGGCAGCAGCGUGCGCCGCGUCGGCGCCCAGGGCAGCCGGUCGCGCUCUCGCGCCCGGGGCGAGUCGGAGCGCGGUCGCCCUCGCGGCGUGCAGCUCGGCGGGCCCUCGGCGCGCAGCGCGUCGUCGACGACGGCGAGCUCGAGCCGGGUUCGCGGCUCGUCGUCGGCGUCGUCGGGCGGUCGGGGCCGGCCCUCGGGAGGGCUCGGCGGCUUGCCCGCGCCGUCGACGGCGACCGACGGGACCCUGACGCCCGGCGGCUCGUCGGUCGCGAGCGCGACGGCAGGGCGCGACUGGCCGCCCGAGGCGCACGCCGAGGUGCAGCGCCUGAGGACCAAAAUCUCGGAGCUCACGUUCCUCAACGGCCUCAUGCAGUCGCGCCUCGCGCAGCUCGAGGGCCCGGGUCGGGUGCCGAGGCACGUCAUGACGAGCUUGACGGCCGAGACGCCGAGGCCCGACCCGGACGAGUUCCUCGACGAGGACGAGGAGAUGGACAGGCCCGAGGCGAUCGAGGAGGAGGAGGUCCCGGCGGGCUUUGAGUAGAGUCGCCUGCCUGUGCAUGUCAAGGACACUGCUUU